Molecule: messenger RNA, 468 nt
Organism: Rasamsonia emersonii CBS 393.64
Lineage: Eukaryota; Fungi; Ascomycota; Eurotiomycetes; Eurotiales; Trichocomaceae
Product: Aspartic protease
Exons: 1
Source: RefSeq, a predicted model, not a curated record
CGGUCACCAACACCUCCCAGACAUACCCUAGAGGUCAAAGUUAUCCGGUUGAGGUGGGAAUCUUGUCCCCUAGGCGCUCCUCGUUACAACACAUCCUACACCGAAAACGACGGCCGCCCGCCGCUGAACACGACUUUUAUCAACAGCUACCUAUAUACGAACGGAGGCGGCAAGGCUAUUCCGUCGUACUCGUACGGAUUGCACAUUGGAUCGGCCGCCUUGAACAUCCCCGGUUCUCUCUUCUUGGGCGGAUACGACCAGUCGCGUGCGCUGGAGCCAGUGUCGGCCCAACCCUAUACCUCGGCAGAACCUGGAGGGUCGUUUGCGAUCGAGCUUCUCGAUAUCGAAAUCGGAGUCGCCACCGGAGGAUCUCCGUGGAACUUCACGAACAAAACGGGCCUGCUGAUCCAGGGAGAUUCCCCCUCCCUCAAGUCCGCAGACAUUACCCGUGAUGUUUUCUCCUGUUAA